Molecule: messenger RNA, 1270 nt
Organism: Paramecium octaurelia
Lineage: Eukaryota; Ciliophora; Oligohymenophorea; Peniculida; Parameciidae
Source: the annotation of a GenBank genome assembly
AUGUAAAAACCUUUGUUUCUUAUAUUGUUGAUUAUGGGUUGUCUGGCAACUGAAUUUGAUGAUUAAUUUGCAGAACUUGAGGAAAGUUAAUUUGGAUAAACUAUCUUAUAAACAAUUUAGAUGGAAAUGUAAACAGAUGAUCCAGUUGUUUCUAAUUUGGUGGAUAUUAUGCAAAAUUUACAAUAAACAUUAGAAAGCGAGUAAAAAAGAGAUGAUGACAGGAUUGUCAGAUUCAAAUAAAACUGUGAUAUUGCUUUAAGCUAAUUGAUAGAGAUUAUAAAUACUAAUACAGUCUCCUCACUUACGUUGAAGAGUGACUUGGAUUCAUUGAAUCCUUAAAAGGUCUAGGCUGUGGCUAGUUUGGAGAGAAAAAACUUAGAAAUUGUAGAUUUGAAGGCAGAAUUAGAUUAUUAAACAUUGAAAAGACAAAAGGAAUCAGCUACUUAUUAAACAAUAUUGGAUAACCUAGAAUAAGCUUUGUUUGGUGUCAAUUAAGUGAAAGGAUACUUCAAUAAAUAUUUAGAUGUUUUAGUUAAGAACAGAAAUAGAUUCCAAUAACCCUAACCUUCAUUCUUAUAAGAAGAUGCGAGUUUUCAAUAUAGUGAUGAUGAAGUAGAAGAGGACAUUGACACCAAGGGUAUUUCCUCAUUUGCCCAAGUAGCUCAAAAGGUGAACAAAUUGAAACAUCAUGUAUCAAAUAUAGAUUCAUUUUUAGGUUCAUUUGGAAGGUUACAAAUCGAUGAUCGAAAUCUUGAGUCAAUUAGCUAGCCAAGCUUAGACAUCAGCUGAUGAACCAAGUCAAUGUGAAGUGUUAACUAGGAAAGUGUUAUCCAUUCUAAAACAAAUUGAGAGUUACAUACAAUCAGAAAGAAUCAGAGAAGAUCAAGCUGAGAAUUUGAGAUUAAGCUCAUAUGAAGACUUAAGAACUUUGUUAUCUGACCAAUUAGUGAAGGCUAAUCAAGACAAAACCUAUAUGGAAGGUAAAUUCAGAUUAAUCUUUAGGAUUGAUUGACUCGUUGUCAAAUAGAAUUCAAUAGGCUAAAAAUGAGAAAUUUGAAGUGGAUUAGAAGAUUACAACUAAAUCAAAGGAAAAGGAAAAUAGAGAAAAUGAUUGUAGAUUGAAGAGAUAAGAGUAUGAAACAGAUACUGCAAGCAGGUUCUAUUAUGAUCCUAUUUAUUUAGAAUUAAAUAAAAGAGAUCUGUUGCAAUUGCUGUAGAUCUAAUUUCCUCGAAAUUAGGUUAACUCAAGAGGAAAUUGUUGGAAAAAUGA